This is a messenger RNA of Manacus vitellinus (golden-collared manakin), 5348 nucleotides long. RefSeq names its product AT-rich interaction domain 5B (gene ARID5B). The transcript has 8 exons. Gene Ontology annotation, biological process: regulation of transcription by RNA polymerase II. Gene Ontology annotation, molecular function: transcription cis-regulatory region binding. NCBI's taxonomy places the organism in Eukaryota, Metazoa, Chordata, Aves, Passeriformes, Pipridae. The record is from RefSeq and is a predicted model, not a curated record. Gene Ontology annotation, cellular component: nucleus. The coding region runs from base 114 to 3278 and encodes 1054 amino acids.
AAGUUAUUGCUGUUUCAGAAAAAGUUACUGUGAAACUUGAGGAUUUGGCAAAAUGGGCACAGUCCGAUUUCUCCAAGUGGAAGUGUGGUUUCCGGGCUGAGCCGGUCCAGCUGAUGGAUGUGGGGAAGAAUGGGCAGAAAGAGGCCUUGACAAGAUACAGACAAUCCACACUCAACAGCGGCUUGAACUUCAAAGACAUCCUGAAGGAGAAGGCUGACCUCGGUGAGGAUGACGAAGAUUCAAACCUGCUGAUUCUCAGCUACCCCCAGUACUGUCGAUACCGUUCCAUGUUAAAGCGCAUUCAGGACAAACCCUCCUCAAUACUAACAGACCAGUUUGUUUUAGCCCUUGGAGGCAUUGCAGUAACAAGCAAGAACCCCCAAAUCUUCUAUUGUCGGGAUACAUUUGAUCACCCCACCCUAAUAGAAAAUGAAAGUAUAUGUGAUGAGUUUGCGCCAAAUCUUAAAGGCAGACCGCGCAAAAAGAAGCCAUGCCCACAGAGAAGAGAUUCAUUAAAUGGCAUUAAGGAUUCCAACAAUAAUUCUGAAAGCAAAGCUGUUGCCAAGGUAAAAUGUGAGGCUAAGUCAGCUUUGCCCAAACCCAAGAGUAACAACAACAACAACAACUGUAAGAAAGGCUCAAGUGAGGAUAAAUCAAAGAUUGCCGUAGGUGAAGAAUGCAGAGCUGAUGAGCAGGCUUUCCUUGUGGCUCUUUAUAAAUACAUGAAAGAAAGGAAAACACCAAUUGAACGAAUACCCUAUUUAGGUUUUAAGCAGAUUAACCUUUGGACUAUGUUUCAAGCUGCUCAAAAACUGGGAGGAUAUGAAACAAUAACAGCCCGUCGACAAUGGAAACAUAUUUAUGAUGAAUUAGGUGGUAACCCUGGAAGCACAAGUGCUGCUACAUGUACUCGCAGACAUUAUGAAAGAUUAAUCCUGCCAUAUGAAAGAUUUAUUAAAGGAGAGGAAGAUAAGCCACUGCCUCCAGUGAAACCUCGAAAACAGGAUAACAGUUCCCAGGAGGGUGAAGCGAAAACAAAAGUGUCUGGAUCAAAACGCAUCAAAAAUGAAAACCAAAAGAGCAAGAAGGAAAAAGAUAAUGCACAGAAACCCCAAGAUGCAUCUGAGGUUUCAUCAGAACAAGAGAAGGAUCAAGAAUCAACAGACCAGAAAAACUUCCCCGAACACACUGCAGUGGGAGAGACAAAACAACCCAUGCAAGGCCCUCCACCUCUUUUACCAGAAACAGCUCGAACACUGCCUCUGGAAAAGACAGACCUGGCAGAAAACAGCACCAACAGUGAGAAAGCCAAGGAGGAGGCUCAGCACUCCUCCUCUUUCUCAAGUAUAUCUGUGCCCCCAGAAGAAGACACCGUGCUGGAUGCCACUGUCACAAAGCGAUUGCACCCCCCAGCAGAUGCCCCGGAAGACACAAAGCCUGAACAAAGACUACACAAAGCUUUUACUGACAGCUUGGAAAGCGAACCUCCAGAAAUGCCCUUCACAGCUUUCCCAGUCCACCUGCCCACUCAGAGUGACAUGGAAGACGAGAAAUUGCCAGAGAUGGCAGAUUACAUCGCAAACUGCACGGUGAAAGUGGACCAGCUGGGAAACGAGGAUAUCCACAAUGCACUAAAGCAAACGCCCAAAGUACUGGUGGUGCAGAACUUCGACAUGUUCAAGGAAAAGGAACUGCCUGGGUCCAUGAAUGAUGACUCCACUUUCGGUUACACACCACUGCUGUACUCCAAGGGUAAUCCAGGCAUCAUGUCACCCCUGGCAAAGAAGAAGCUGCUGUCACAGGUCAGCGGGGCAGCGCUGUCGUGUAGUUAUCCUUACGGUUCUCCUCCGCCUUUGAUCAGCAAAAAGAAACUCAACAGCAGAGAUGAACUGUCCUCAGGCAUAUCACAAGGUCCCCGUACCCCUAAUUCUGAUCCUGUAGCAAUUAAUAGGCCUUCAGUCAUACAACAUGUACAGAGUUUUAAAACCAAGGAGGAAAGGAAAUCAAUUAAUGAUGUUUUUAAACAUGACAUGCUAAGUAAACCAGAUCCUCAGCGCUGUGAUUUUUCAAAACAUCACCUCAGUUCUCUUGCCGAGUCAUACGUACCGAAGUCAGAUAUCCAGGACUGCAAAGAUAAAAUGAGUGAGAAAAGGGCACUGCAGCACUCCCAUGUGCCCACUUUCUUGGCAGAUUUUUAUUCAUCACCUCAUCUACACAGCCUUUAUAGGCACACAGAACACCACCUUAAUAAUGAACAGACAUCAAAGUACCUCCCCCGGGACAUGUUCAGAGAGUCUGAAAAUAUUUCUACUUUUACUCAACACAAACACCAGGAAAAACUAAAUUUAAAUUAUCGCCCAUCUUUGCAUCAGCAAGAAAAAAAGGCAGCGGUGGAGGCCUCUUCAGAUGAUCAGCCAACAGAUUUGAGUCUUCCAAAGAGCAUACACAAACAGACUGCAAAGGCUCCAGGCUCCAGCCUCCCUCAUUCAUCCAUGGCCCAGCAAGAGUGCAAAGGUAUCUCCGGGUUCCAGGCUGCGAGCAGCCAGGCAGUGAGCCUAGACUGUAACCCCAAAGCUUGCCGCGUGUCCCCCAUGGCCAUGACAGUCCCAAAAAAACACAGCGAGUUGCUCCAUAGGUCUGGGAAGCAGCAGGCCCAGAGGCUGGAGAACUUGAGGAAGAUGGAGGGGAUGGUACAUCCUAUCAUCAGCCGCAGAACGAGCCCACAAAACAUGGGGGCUGCCCGGCCUUUGAAACGGAGCCUGGAGGAUUUGGACAAAGUCAUUUCUGAAAAAAAAAUCCGAGCUGUCUCUCCUCUGCACUUACCAAAGGAGACCCCAGUGAAAGACAAGGUUCCUGACCCAGAGGGGGAAGGCAGCAAGCCAGUGCAUGGCCUCCAUUCUGGCAACAUGCUGGAAAGCCACAAAUUUCCCCUCUCAGCCCCCAUCUUCCCAGGUUUGUAUCCAGGAAGCCUGUGCACAGGGCUCAACAAUCGCCUCCCACCCGGGUAUUCUCAUCCCCUGCAGUACUUGAAAAACCAGACCGUGCUCUCCCCACUAAUGCAGCCUUUGGCUCUUCACUCCUUCAUGGUGCAGAGACAAUUCCUCACAUCCCCAGCAAACUCCCAGCAACUGUACAGACACUUAACUGCAGCAACACCUGUAGGAAGUUCCUAUGGUGACCUUUUGCAUAACAGCAUUUAUCCUUUAGCUGCUAUAAACCCUCAAGCUGCGUUCCCACCUUCCCAACUAUCCUCUGUACAUCCCAGCACAAAACUGUAAACCCCCUCACUCACAAGAAGAGGUCUGAGGAGAAAAGUUCAGUUAGAGACAUUCCUCCCCCUGUGACGAUGAUGUCUCACAGAUUUAGCGAUCUGUAUUUUUGUCAACCAGGAUGCAGUCAUAUCCCACCAAGAGGAGCACUUCGGAGUUUUGAUGGAGACAGGACUGCUUCUUUAAUUCUGGCUCCCACAUCAGCCCCCCCACCCCUUAUCCCUGCCCCCACAAAAAAGAAAACCAAAAAAAAAAAAAAAAAAAAAAAAAGAAAAACAGGAAAAAAAAAAAAGAAAGAAAAAAAUCAUUUAAUUUUGCGUAUAUGUUUUCUGAAAGGACUUGAACAUGGUAAGAGCAGAUGUUCAAAGGGAGCCGUGGAAACACAUGCCCAGUCCUGAGCUCACUGAAACCCUGGUGAGGGCUGCAUUUGCCUUUCACUGAGCCAAGGACCAGAGGCUGUGCAUUGUUGCCAAUGAGUCAAGGACUUGAGAUGAACCUGGAAAGGAGAAACGGGCCGAGAAUCUGUACAAUCAGUGGAUGUGCUUUUUGGGGUAACUUUUUCCUGACUUUUAAAGAUUCAAUCAAUGCAAUGUAUAGUAAAAUGGCAAUAGAUUUUUUCAUUUUAACACUAUUAGAACAGAAGGGUAAACACUGUUUUAUUUGACUGUACAUAUCCACUUCGUAAACUACCAGUGUCACAUUUGGUCACAAUAAUUUAUAUAGUUUCGUUUGUCCAGUAUAUUCUGUACUCUUUAUGUUUGUUUUUUUGUUUUGGGUUCUUUUUUUUUUUUAAAUUAAACAGUAUCAUUUUAUCUACAACUUUUUUAAAGGCUGUGGCUGUCCUAAUUUUUUUUUUUUAUUAUGUGUUUGUAAUUUUUCCAGUUUCUUUAUACUUUUGAGCAGCGUUUUUGUUUCGUUUUUGUGGUAACAUUUACUGUUUACAAACUGAAGCAACUGGCUCAGAUUAAUCUUAAUGGUUAUAAACAUACUGUAGGUGAUGUUAUGGUGCAAGGAUGAGAAAAAGGUUCCUUUCCCCACAGCCCACCCCUGCGAGGUGCUGAGCACCUCUCGCCCUCCUCCCGUUGUUGCGAUGGCUCCCACGCCAUUCCUCACCUCCCACUGAGCUUUGCUUUCCUGUAUCGUGGUCCGUGAAUUUGUCAAGCAUUGUACUUAACCUUACCUAGGCUGUGAAACCUUCCUGCCUACCAGAGAAACAAAACCUCCCUGGCACAAGCUUCUGGAUGACAAAGGAGUGCAGAAAACGGAUUUGUGAUUUGCGAGAAUGUCGGGAAUUUCAGAAAUUGUGAGAGGAGCCAGUGCGGAUUCGAAUCAGAGGCUUACGGGUUGGGUCCUGUGCCUCACAAGCAGGCUGGGCUUGGUAGGAUGGGUAGGGGGUUCCAUGCAGUGGUCAGGGUGGUCCUUCCACACUCCCACAAGGAUCUCGGCCUCUCCCUGGGCAUCCUUUCACAGGGGGAAAGCCUGGGCAUGGAGGAGCUGGGUUUUCCUGAUGAAAGAGCUUCCUAUGGAUGUAUAUUCACUCUGCGGGACGUCACCACCACGCAGCUGAGCACAGACAUCAGUAAAGUGAAGUGUGACUUGGAGGCUUUAUACAAUGUGAAAAUUGGUUGUGAUUCAAACCAUCUCAGUUACUGUUCAAAGACAGCGUAAUCAAUACGAAAAGAAAAAUGGGAACUACUAAGAAACGCUUUGCAUGCUAGGCAUGUCGUUAAAUUUUCCCUUGAUAUGAAGCCAAAUACAAUAUAUAAUGUAUCAUACAUAAUAUCCAAAGGUGGAAACCAGAAUAAUAUACUAAUCUACUGUUAAAAAUCCAGCUUCUUCAAUUAAAUACUUUAUAUUCCUGUGGUAAAACUAUAUUUGAUUGAUAAACAGACUAGUAGAACUUAGAACAUGGAUGUGCCAGUGUAGAGCAUCCUGCUGCUCCAGAAGUCGUACAGGAAACAGAACUGCAGGCUCAUCCAGGCAGAGGCCACAGUGUGGAGGACAUCUCUAGUAAAGUUGCACUAGAUCUGAAUCACGUAAGAAUCAGGGGUUUGGGGAUGGGGGGGAGGAGGGCGGGGG